Molecule: messenger RNA, 8346 nt
Organism: Trichobilharzia szidati
Lineage: Eukaryota; Metazoa; Platyhelminthes; Trematoda; Strigeidida; Schistosomatidae
Source: the annotation of a GenBank genome assembly
AUGAGUGCUGGUAAAAGGAAAUUCACUCAGCAUAUUAUUCCAAACCCCCAGCCAUUUAAGUCAAGGGAACAUAAUUCAUUAGAGGAGAAUGGCUUGCCGGAUCAGUGGUGUUCAUCAACCGUUAUGCCGAUUGAUUAUGAGGAGUACAUCACGAAAAAUAAAACCCUUAUAGUCAACGAUCUGUAUCGUGAAACCAUACUGUUUCCUCAGGAUGACCUGAAAAUUAUCCGCAUUCCUCAUAGACAUCAGAUGCUUAACAAUGGUGUUCCUGAAGUCGCACUAAAAAACAGUGUGUUUGUUUCGAACCCAUUGGCUCGUCAUGCAAUCGCUUUUUUUGCAACUACGGAAUGGAUUUAUGUCCAGCAAGUUUCUUCUGCUUAUCGUGGGAGUUUUCAUGUGCUUCCGUUUCUGAGUGAUAUCAAUGAGUUAGGUGGAACUUUGUCUCAAUACUGGUUUUCAAUUGAUCAGUCAAUUGCUGCCAAUAAAGAUAGUCCUAAUCAUAUCGCAGACUCUGUUCAUUUGCCAAAUUCAGCUGGAUCAAAAUCACGAGCAUCUAAGGAAUUACAAGUCCGUAGUCGCCGGUCAACUACUACGGGUGGUGGUUUUGUAAAAAGCAAUCAAACCAUUGGUGAAGUUUCCGCCACUGGACUAGUGAACCGAUUUACAGGCAGUUAUCAAUCUAAAGAUCAAGUGAAAUAUGAAAAAGUCAGCUGUGAUAGUGUAUUAUCCAGACGAGGCAGCAAAACAAAGGAUCAAACACAGUCUGAUGACGAAGCACUUGUGGAUAACAACAAUCGUAACAGUGAAAACAUAUCAAGUAUGAGUUGUGAUGGCCGACUGUCUGAAAGUGGAAAAUCAUCACAGUCCAUCUAUUUAGAAUGUCAACUAGUUAUAUGUAAUCGUGAAAAAUAUCAGAAUUAUUUACGUGUUCUUGAAGGAUUACUUUCUUCUGGGAGUGGUGAUAAAUACACUGCCACUGCUAAUACUACUAAUAAUAAUAUCACCAAUAAUAAUAACAAUAAUAAUAAUACAAAGUCAAUAUUUGAAAAACACGAAAUGAAGUGUUAUUGUUUAAGACAAAUACAAAUUGAGGAAUUAUCUGAAAGUGAUAGACAGAGGCACUUAUCGAGGACUACUAGCAGGACACAAAAUAUAUCAGUUGGUCUACAUGUUAUAGCACCUUAUGAUUGGCGUGCCUCAAAUAUAUAUUCCUCUCAUGAAGAUCAUAAUGUUAUUUAUCUAGAUACAAUUGAUUCAGUACGUUCAAUUGGCGAUUAUUGGAUACGUUUAGAAAGGUUAUUACCGUCUGCAUCCUCCUCCUCCUCACCGUCAUCUGCUCAACUGUCUAGUAACAAAGCAAAAGAUGAAAUAUCAACAUCCAAUGGUUUACUAAAUGAUGAAAUAUUCAUUUAUUUCGAUCCGACAAUGAAUGAUGCCGUAGAAAAACGUCAGACAUGGUUAAAUACAAUCGAGUUAGCUUUGAAAUUAGAAAGUUAUAAACGACAUAUGGGAUAUCAUCAUCAUCAACAACAUCCUCAUUUUUCUGCUGAUAAUAUAGAUGCAAGCGGGAGUAAAUUCGACUUAUUCAAAAGAUCUAAUAAUGCCGAUUCAGUGCGUAGUGCUUUACAACGGUAUGCUCAGGAAACUGAAUUGUUUGUGAUACGUCAACGUCAGAAAGGACGAAUAAAAUUGGUAACGCUUUUUCCAGAUGUGAGAAUACGACAGUAUAAAGGGAAAAAUUUAACACGUGAACAUGUUGGAAAUAGUUUAACUCAGGUGAAUUCAAAGGAUGCUUUAUCACCCUUUCCUGAUCGGACGGCGGAAUUGUGCAGUCGACGAUUUUUGGCAACAUGCUUAAAUCUACAUUCAAAAAUUCGGGCCAAUAUAGAUGUAUCGGGUAGUACAUCUGCUUAUAUUGAAAAUCCUGAACCAUAUUUCGUCACCAUGUUUCUAGUGGAUGUGAACGAUGGAUGUCGUGUUAGUGAAGAUUUUUAUUGGAAUCCGAAUUCGCCCAUCAUUGAUUCUAUGCUGCCUUCUGAUCAAUUCAGAUCCUUACCAUGGUUAUCAUCAUCAUCAUCAAAUAACACAGUGUCUGAUAUAAAAAACCAAUCGACUGAUAUCAAUGAUGCGAAUUCAUUAAAUCAUAAUUCAUCUAGCCCACACCAUAAUACAACACCUGGUCGAAUACGUGGACAUGCACCACCUCCACCACAGAAUAAUUUAAUUUCACCAUAUGGUACACAGAAUUCGAUUUCUUUGGAUUGUUUGCACAAAUGUCGUUCAGCAUUAUUUUCAAUUCCAUCAUCUUAUCAUGCUAACAGCCUUUAUUUAGUUGUACGUGUUGACAAAGUGCUCAGUGGACCAAUAACUACAGCAGUAGAAAAAUAUCUGAAAAAUACUUCUGGCACAAAUAUGAAUGACUAUAAAACUGGAUCAAGUAUACAAAAAACAAUGGUGAAUUAUUGUCGAAAUAUCGGUCGAUAUCGUAUGCCAUUUGCAUGGGGUGCAAGGUCGCUUAACAGUUCAAAUCGUUUUCUCCAUCUAUUCAAAAUGGAUUCAAACAAAAUAUCUGAACAGGGAUUAAUUCAAGCAGUUCAGAUGCUGUCACGUUUAUCGUCUGAUUAUAAUAAUUCACCGCCAGUAUAUGACGAUAGCAAUGCAAAUCUAACAAAUAAUGAUACCACUGCUACUACUAAUGCUACUGCUCAUAAUAAUAUCAUCAGUAAUACAGUUGAUUCGAAUCAUCAUUAUAAUAUCCCAGAGUCUUUAAUUCAAUCAGUUAAAUCAUCAAAAACUAUUGGACGUAAUAUUAUUACAAACACUAAUACUGAUAAUACACUCUAUCCAACAGAACAAGAUCGUCUAUUCAUUGACAUAGUUGAACGUUCCUUGAAAACUCAAAUGUUGCCUAUGCGUUUUGAAUUAAUUAUCAGUGAAUUAAUUGAUCAACAUAUAGAUCCUAAUGCAAAAAUGAUAUCACGUAUUAUCAGUUCAAAUCUUGAAACUUACAUACCAACAGUUGAUGUAACAAAUUAUUCAUUGAAUUGUUACAUACCAUCUAGUCAUCCAGUGUUAAUGUCAGAUGAAGUUAUACGUGAAGUUGAAAAUUUAUUUGAUUUCAAUUCUCCUUCUACGUCAUCAUCAGCAACAACGACGACGACAGUUACAGGUGUUUCAUCUCAUAAUGAUGAUUCAGGACUUACUUAUUCAGAUGAUACUAAUUCACUAUCCCGUACAGGAAGUCUUCAAAGAAGUUUUCUGAACAAUUCAUUAACUGGUAAAAGUAACAGAGAUUCUUUAAUGUCAAAUAUUAGUAUGGGAAGUUUACCCGGUACGCUUGUCUCUGCAUCUAAUGAUCUACCGAAAAUCAUCAACACCAGUGCAAUUCAAACUCGCACAAAUUCUCUAGAUCGAAUGGAGUAUGGUGUGCAAAGCGCACAGCAUAGUACAACUUCAAAGUUACUACCGUUCACUUCAUUCUUCAACACUCUUUAUGUGUGCCCGAAAUCAUUAAAUUUAUCUGUGAAACACAGUUUUCCAAGGGCACGUAAUCUAUCAUGUUUCAUUGAACUACGGUCAAAUGACAGUUUGGAUAGCUCAGCUGCUUUAAAGGUAUUCUAUACUCGUCCAAGUGUUCGUCAGCCAACCUUUGAUUCAUGGUUUAAUACAUCUGUCAUUUAUCAUGAUACAAAUCCAAACUUUGGUGACCAGGCGAAGAUUUGUCUACCGUUGAAUUUAACUCCAGAUCAUCAUCUACUAUUUCGUUUCUAUCAUGUAAGCUGUGAAACAGCAGCGACAAAUUUAACCGGUCAAAAAGAGAAAACCAGUAGUUAUAAAAAACCGGUUGAAUCUAGUACAGGCUAUUCAUGGAUUCCAAUACUUGGUACAUAUGGAAAUUUCAAUGUUGGUACAUUCCAACUUCGUGUAGCAUCAACUAUUCAACCGGGUUAUCUAAAGCAUUCAACUAUACAACAGAAUACUCGAAGUUCAAAUAGUCAAAAUGUCUCGGGGAAUGCUUUAUCAUUCAAUAUCAAUGGUUCCAGUAACACCAAUGCAAAUAAUAACAAUAAUAAUAAUUCAGUUGAUUUAACAUGGAUAGACAAUGGAAAGUUUUUGUUUAAAGUCGAUUUGAAACCGUUAUCUUCAAUCUACACUCAUGAUCCAGUAUUGUCAAAAUUCUUUCGUGUUUGUGGAGACCUAUUACCAAAAGUAUUAUAUAUGUCACCUUCAAAAGUGUUAAAUAUCAAUAAACAGAAGCAAAAUCGUGUCACCUUCGGUUAUGAUGUGGUAAUACCAUCAAAUUCUAAUUCUAAUCAACAACUAUCAUCAACAGCUUCUCCGCCGCAUUCAUCACCCUUAUCGACAAAGACGAAACAGACUGUCAAUAGUUCAAGUAUCCUGCAAAAUACUACAUCAAUAAAUCUACACUUAUGCAAUGCAAUGAAAGCUUUACUCUUGAUUACUCCAACUGCUUUAGUACAAUUUUUACCAGUUAUCUUGAAUCAAUUUAUGGAGAUUAUUAUUCUAAGUGCUGAGACAAGUGCUAGAUGGUUUAAUGCUGGACAACGGGAACAACAGCAACAGCAACAAGAAGAGGGAGAACAACAACAGUCUUCAAUGCCAUCAUCAAAUUCAACUCAUGAGAACACAGAAUAUUCUUGGUUUAAAAGUUUAAAAAACAAUCGCAAUAAUAAUAUUAUCAUUGCCAAUGACCAUCAUCAUCAUAAUAACUAUGGUGUCAAUGAUAUUCAUAAUAAUAACAAUAAUAAUAAUAUAAGUAACAAUUCUAGUAAUAGUACACCAGAUGAUGUGUUGAAAACAGCUGUUAGUACUCUGGCAAUCCUUAUUUCUGAAUUGAAUGCUCAAAUUCCAAAUGACACAUCAUACUAUCCAUUGAAGUCAACGAAUGAUCUAUCCUGUUCUGAUGGUCUAGUUGAAUCGAAUACAUCAGCUUGCAGUGAUCGUUUGAAGCAUAAUUUAUUAAAAACUUAUGUUGAGUUUGCAUUUAACCCGGAUCAAUUAUUGACAACAUGUAUCAAUCAUUAUUUGAAUGAUAAGGAACAAAGUAUUACAGACACGAAAAAUGUAGUCAUUGACAGUAGAACCAAUGUGGCAACGCCGCUGAUGACAGCAUCAUCAUCACCUUCAAGAAAAUCAAUAGUUAAUCAAUACUUUCCUCUAUCCUCUCUGCAUCAUUCCAUAAUACGUGGUUUAAUUCUAGUCCUGUGGGAUACACAUUGUCCUGGACAUAUAUUAACCCAUUUAUUUGAUAAUAUAUGGUUUUCGCUAGCAUUAAUUGUCAAAUCAAUGACACAAUAUUUAUGUAUAAGUAAAAAGAUAUGGGCUGAAAGGUCUGGUGACUCACGUUUUUCAUCGUUAUUCUGUGAAGAUCUGACUAUAUUCAUUCAACUGAUUGGCUCACGUUUAUUAUCCUCUUUUGGUAAUACAACACCAUUACGCAAUCCUUUAAAUAAAAAUAAUGAUUGUUCAGCAAUGCCAUUGUCAGCUACUACUGGUGGUGGUUCCACUCAUACCACCACUCCACUAUGCAUAAUAUCAUCAAGUGGACAGCUGUUAAAAACGGAGUCAUCAGUUUCACUGAGUACUUCACAGACAAGUAAAUGCACCAGUGUCAGUGAGUCGGUAGCACCGAAAAAUUCACUCGGAGAGUCAGUCAACAGACAAAGUCUGCUUACAAAACAUACCAGUAAUGAUGUUUUCAAUUUUAAUCGAAUUGAUGUCAUUAAUGCAAUGGGAAAAUUUUUAGGACAUUUAUUCAAUUUAAUGGAUCGAGGAUAUGUAUUGAAACGUGUUCGUGAUCUACUAACAUUUCUUGAAAUCUCACCAAGAAUGCCUGUUGAUAAAAUUGAUCAAUUGAAUGAGUUACGUUUUGAAUUGUUACGUAGUAUCUGUGAACAUGAACAUUUUAUCCCGUUGAAUUUACCAAUGUUAAAUAUAUCAGAUGGAUCAAAUUUAGGUGUUGAAAUUUCUCUGACUGAUCAAUUCUGUCAACAACACUUUUUGAUUGGAGUUCUGUUAAGUCAACUUAGCUGUCUGCUAUCCGGUUGUAUAAAUACUGGCAGUUGGGCGCUACUUAGGUCAACAUCACAAUGCUAUCGACAACCGGUUAUCAUUUUGCGUAAUUUAUUAAUUAAGCAUUGUCUGGAUCCACGUUAUCAUAGUUCUAAAGCAAUUCAAGCAAGAAUUUGUUCAUUGUAUCUACCAUUAGUUCGUUUAAUGUUGGAUUAUUACGAUUCACUUGGACCUCCAGGUGGUGCUCUUCAAACAGCAGUUAUUGCAGCUGCUGCACGUCGAGAUUAUGAAGAGUCUUUAUUAAUUACUGAUGGAAAUAGUAAUUCGGGUACAUUCUCUCGUCGUCAUCAACGUUCUUUUGAUAAGUCGAAUAAAACUGGUAAAUCUAAUGUAUUCCCCAAUAGUAGUACUACUAAUACAAUGAGUAAUAGUACUAUCUCUCAUAGACCACAAAGUAUGAUUAGUGAUUAUUCACUAGAAGCAUUGAACAACUGUGAAGGGAAUCUGCAGAUAACAAAUUCUGACAGUGGAUCGUUUACUUCAUCAUUAUCAACAAACAGUGGAAGUACUGUAUCCUUUAUCCAAUCAAUAUCAAAUUCAGGUUUUAGUCAUGGAAAGUCGUCUCCAUCCAACACUAGUGAUGGUCAGUCAACUGCUUCAGCCAAUUCUGCUGCUUAUCUAACUAAAGAUGGCAAAGUUCAACAGCAUAUUUUAGAUCAAAUAGCCGGUGUUAAUCGAGGUGGUUCUCUUCAACAACGUAUUCACAAGAGUAAUCGUCUACAGGGCCAGAGCAAUUCUUCAAUAUUACCGCCAUCGGCAACAUCAUCAACAGGAAUAGGAAUGGAAGAGAUGCCUCCACAUAAUGAUAAUAAUAAUAAUAAUAAAUAUCCACGUUCACAUUCUAUCCAGUCUGUAGAUGGUUCACAGAAUAGUUUUCUUCUCUCCAGUCAUGCGAGUAGUAGUACGCUUACACUGACUGGUGUAGGUAUGGAGAAUAAUAAUAACAACAAUAAUAAUAUUAUGUUGAAUGGAGGCAUGAACACUCUAGACGAUGAAUACCUUCAUAAUGAUAUAAUGCAGUAUAAAAAUGGUGAAAAUUACAAAAAUCAUCAUCAUCAAGAAUUAUCACCGACAUCAUCAGCUUUAGACAUGAAUUUACAAAAUUCAGAUCAAGAUUGGGCCAAACAGGUUCUCACACUGGCUGGUGUCUAUCCGGAUCGUGUGAAUGAUGCAAAAUCGACAAGUUCUGAUAGUCAAGAUUCUGUGUCUACACCUGUCGCAGGAAUGCCUUUGGGAAUAAAUAUCUCAGAUAUUGAACAUUCUGGAGAACAUGAUGAAAAUUUAAUCUCUGAUACUCCUGCAAGCCAUCAUCAUCAUCAUCAUGCUCGAGAUAGUCAUCGUCUUCUCUCUCAUCCUUAUAAUCAUCGAUUCAACUUCCAGAGAAUAUUUAUACCCGACCUUCUAUUGACUAAAGAGCCAAUUAUUCGACCGCAUAUUCAUCGUCGUCCAUGUGAUCAAAAUAUUUCAGGUCCACGUCGUUUAACAGACAAUUGUCAAAGAGAUUUGUACAUAUGCCUUCUACACAUCCUGUCGACAAUCACAGUGACACAUUUGAAGGCAUUACUGCAGAGUUUCACUGUACAAGAAAGGCUAAGAUUCCUAAAUAUACUGAAGUUUGCUAUUCAACACCUACGUUAUCGUGGAAAGCAUUGUAUACAACAAUACGAACAUAUAAGUCGUAGUGGUGUUGGCCGAACUGGUGGUAUUGGUGGUGGUAAUCUGCUCAAUAUCAGCAAUACAUUAGCUGGGAAUACUGUUGCCGCUGCUGCUGCUGCUCGUAGAAGAACUACUCCUGUAGGUAAAAGUCUACAGAAUGAUUCAUCUAAGCAGAAUUCUCAUGAUUUCUCUGGACAGACUGCAGAGGAUAUUCCAAAAAUGAAGGUGCUAUUGAAAGCUAAUUUGGCAACUGAAUCAAGUAUGAUUAUAUUAGAUAUUCUGAGUACAUUCGCAACAGUUUUUAAAUCAGAGUUGAAUAGUUGUAAACCCAAUGAUCCAGUAUUUCGGUGCUUACUUGAAACUUAUGUCGCUAUUCUAUCGAACAAUCCAUCCGAUCAUGUUAUACGACAUACAUUCUCUGCUCUACGUGUAUUUAUCAAUCAAAAUUCUCAAACCUUAUUCUCCGAAUCGACAGAUAUUCUGAGUACACUGUGUCUAGCUGGUUUACGAUGUUCUAAUCAAUGUUUUCUAGCCUUCUCAUCAUCACAUCAUCAACUCUGCCUUCGUCGUCAUUGUCAACAACUGCAAAUCUCUUAG